AUGUGGCAGGUGCUUCCCAAUGUCUUCUAUCGGAGCUCAAAUGGAAGGCUGCCCAAGUCCAGUGACACGGUCCCCACCGCCGUGCUUCUGAAGGGUUCUGGACCUAGGGUCCACUUAUCCACCGAACCACUGCGCACCUCGGUCCCAUUCGAAGAACCUUCGAAGAACCUUAAGGCAACCUCUUCUACCCCUUGUCCUGUUGCCACCACCGCCACUGACACCGCCACUGCCCUCGCUCACCCCUCCGCGAAUCAUCUUUGCAGCAGCCGCCAAGCAUUACACCGAGCCCAACCAGUUGUACCGACCCCUGUUGCUGGGGACUGGGAGAAAUACCACAAACAUAACGUGGGCCGCCCCUACUUGACGAGCCAGUCCAUGGAUUCAUGGAUCCACGAAGCCCCGAGCCUGCAGAUCUACUCCCUAUCCGGUCCUCCGAGAGGUUGGUACGAGGUCGGCGUGUCCAGGGUUAAAAUCGACGCGGGAACGACUGUCCACGGCAACAAACCACACAACACCUUGGCGAUGAAAAGCUGCACCUGCCAACUUAACCCCGAUGCUGACCAGGAACUACACGUCAAUAUUGUUCAUGCAACGCCACUCACCGUCACCGUCACCGUCACCUCCAUUAUUUUAUUUUAUUUUUCAGUAGCCCGUCAGUCGCCACCGUCACCUCGAUCUAGCACCAAAAGCAGCGAUCGUCAUUUCCACUUUGGCCCGCCACCUGCCCUCCCCACAAAGCUUUCAUCAUCGACUGACAUCGCCGUGCCGGCCCUACGUACACUUACACCGCCAGGUCCCUUCCUCAAGCGCCGUAGACGCCUUCCGCAGACCCCGCAGAAACAAAUCCCUACGGCGGCUUGGGCCCGCCACCAGCGUUCCAUAUUCGUCCUGCCUACCGACCGACGGCUUUCCCAGCGUUCCCAGUCCUCUUUCCCUUGCGUGUGGGUUGCGAAGUAUCCGGUCCGCGCUCGUAUCAACUACGCGCUGUACCAACCAUGUCAUGUGCCGCCCGGUCGUUCUGUUUUCUUCGUUCCUGUCUUCGCUGUCUCCUGAAUGUCCGCUGUAUGGCCUUGUUACGAGUCGCAGGUCUCACGCCAGUUGUCCCGGGUGGAGAUGGUUCGUGAUGUCACGGAUACCAGUCUCGGUCAGCUUGGGUGCAGAGACGUCUCCAACCAGACAAACGGGGCCCAAAAAAAGGGGGGAAAAGAGGAAAAAAGAGGGUAAAAAAACAUACAACACCGGGUAUUCGCUGGUGGUCACCCACCCAACUACUAAUCCGGCCCUCAUUGGCUUAUCUAG
Molecule: messenger RNA, 1299 nt
Organism: Sodiomyces alkalinus F11
Lineage: Eukaryota; Fungi; Ascomycota; Sordariomycetes; Glomerellales; Plectosphaerellaceae
Exons: 10
Coding region: 1-1053 (350 amino acids)
Source: RefSeq, a predicted model, not a curated record